This is a messenger RNA of Amaranthus tricolor (Joseph's coat), 1835 nucleotides long. RefSeq names its product receptor-like protein 51. The record is from RefSeq and is a predicted model, not a curated record. NCBI's taxonomy places the organism in Eukaryota, Viridiplantae, Streptophyta, Magnoliopsida, Caryophyllales, Amaranthaceae. The transcript has a single exon. Gene Ontology annotation, molecular function: protein binding. The coding region runs from base 264 to 1556 and encodes 430 amino acids.
UCGAAUCUGAUAUCAAUUAAAACAAUAAUUACAAUUUUCUAAGUAAAAUUACGACUUCAAUUCUGACCUUUAGAUUACUAUACUCAUUACUCCCAUACGUCAGUCUAUCGCAUAAUAAAAAAUAAAAAAUAAAAAAUAGAAAAUUUUCUCUUCCCCCCUAAGUCCUAACCAAAUCUCACUCAUUGUCAUAUUACAAAUAUUAUUCAUCCUCCAUCACAAAUCUAUCCCAAAUCUCUUCUCCUUCCUCCAUUUCCAUUCCUUCAAUGGAAGAAACAUCAUUUGUAAUCCCCAUAUCUCUCAUCUUUGUUCUCCUACACACCCUUCCAAUACUCACUCUUUCUCCUCCCACUUCCCCAUCAAAAUCCCCUCUCCCUUCCCCUUCAACACCAUCUUCUUCAACCCUUGAUCCUAAACAACUAAGAGCCUUACAAUCUCUCAAUAUACCCACCUCAAAAGAUCCAUGUACAACCCCUAAAACCUUACAAAAUGUCAUCCAUUGUGACAAUUCCAAGCCAUUUCAUCACCUAACUUCACUUCACCUUAUCAAUUGUUCUGAUGAUGUUUCCCUUUCAAUAACUGCCCUUAAAUCUUUAUCCACUCUUCAAGAUCUUCAAUUCAUAAACUGCCCAAUUGCCCCUGUUUCUUUCCCAUCUGAAUUAGCCUCAAAUCUUAAAUCCUUCACUUGUUUCAACAGUUUAAGAAAAUUAACUGGAGUUUUUCUUAGUCAUUUAGUAAAUGUUACAGAUCUUAAUGUCACUGGUGUUCCUAUUAAAGCUAGUGGCCCUGUAAUUAUUCUUGCCCACUUGAAAAAAGUGAACAAAGUUACCAUUUCUAAUGCUAAUCUUACUGGAAAUCUACCAGGAAAAUCAUGGAAUUCCAACAUUUCCCACAUUGAUUUAUCAAAAAAUCAUCUCAAAGGAAAAAUACCCAAUUCAAUUACUGAAUUAGAAAACCUAUAUUCACUUGAUUUAUCCUCAAAUCAGCUUACUGGAGAAUUACCCACUUCGAUUGGUGACCUAAUUGAGCUAAGAAAUUUAUCAGUUUCAUCAAAUUCAUUAUCUGGGUCAAUUCCUGAAUCUAUUGUUUCAAUGCCGUCUUUGGUAUAUCUUGAUUUGAGUUCAAAUCAAUUUAAUGGAAGUAUCCCCAAAUUUUUAGCAGAUAUGAAGAGUUUGAAGUAUUUGAAUCUUGAACGAAACAAUUUCCAAGGAAUUUUACCCUUUAAUUCUUCAUUUAUUAAGAGAUUAGAGGUUUUUAAAAUUGGGGAAAAUGCCAAUUUGUGUUAUAAUCAUACUACAUUAUCUUCAAAAAUGAAGCUGGGUAUUUCUCCUUGUGAUAAGAAUGGUUUACCGAUAUCUCCUCCGACGAAAUCGCCGUCUUCCGACGAUGAUUAUAGCGGCGACGACAGCGACGAUGAUAGUAGCUCGGAGGAUUCAACUAGCAAGAAAAGUGGUGGACAUCAUGGUCCAAAUAAGGUUGUUCUUGGUGUUGCUAUUGCUCUUUCUUCUAUUGUUUUCUUGAUUAUUUUCUUAAUUUUAUUAUCAAGGAGAUGUGCAUGAUUAAUUAGAGUUUAUGAUUAUUAAUUCUUUUUAGAUUUUUUAUUAUUAGAUUAGAAUGAAAACUUGUUAAUUUGAAAAAAAAAAUGAAGAUUCAAAAUUUGAUAGGCAAACAAGAUUACAUUAUAUUACUUCAGUGUUAUUGAGUGGCUCCCACGAAAUUUGGAAGGGAAGACGGUAGUUUUUAAUUAAUUUUUCAUUAUUAUUAUUUUUUUUCACAUUUGUGUGAUUAUUUGUUUAAUUUUAUAAUAUUAUCAUGAAGAGCCAGCAAAGAAUUGGUAA